AUGCAGGCGGAGGUGGACGGAGAGAUGGUGAGUUUGUUGAAGCUUCAUGACCUCAGGCACCAGCAGGAGUUGCUCGAGAAGGAGUUGUCCGCUGUGCACCCAACGCCCGAAACGUUACAGAUGCCGGAACCCGUCGAUGCCAAUACCUUUCAAUCUCAAACUGCCGAUUUUCACAACACCCGCGCCAUUUCCCCAGUCGAGCGUUUGGAUGAGAUACGCAGGCGCCAUCGGCGCGAGGCCCAUAGAACGAUGCAGCGGUACUUUAGUGCCCUCAACAACUUUCGUGAUUACCAGGAACGUCGCAUGGAGAAAUUGCGGAACGUGCAACCAUUUUCCUUCGAAGCGCGCGAAUUGAGGAGGCCGCGGGGCAUACAUGCGCGUCGCAUGGAAGAAGACCGAUUGAAGCGGGAGCAAGAAGAACAGCGCGAGUUGAACCGCCGCUUCAAGUCAAAUCCCGUACCGCCUUCCACGUACAUGAAUAAGUAUGAUCUCAUGGUAGAGGAGUGGCGACAACGGCGUGUCAUGGUAGAAGCUCUCGCUGCGGAAAAGGCUGAACGAAUUCGGGAGGAAAAAGAGUUCAUGCAGUUGUGCGUGUCUGGUUUGCGUAACGUUCGUGAGGUCAUGGGUGCGCGCCGCCAGCGGGGGUCGGAAUCGGAUUAUAGUCGCGGUCAUAAUGCAAGGGAUUGCCGCCAGGUGUCAGAGAUCCGCGACGUCCCGGUUGAAGUAGCUCUCAAGUUAUGGCCCGCCAUUGAGGAGCACGAACAGAUACGAGUUGAGCGCAUUAAGCAACGGGCUGUGCAUCAGAUGGAGGAGGUGAAGGCAGAGGAGUCUCAACGCGUUGCUGCAGCAGAGCAAACAGGCCGUACACAACCGUGGUUCGGGAUGACUCCGGUUGAGUUCCUACAACUACAUCAGCGGCAACAACAGCAGCAGGUACAACAACAGGGCGACAGAGCGGCAAACAUCGUGCCGGUGAGCGGUCCGGUUGUAACUGUUUCUUCCCAGCAUACGACAACAGCCCCUCCACCUUCUUCGGCGGUUCCAUCAUCAUCGCCACCCACCGGUGUACUUGUGAUGGCGCCCUUGUCUAAACCAAAGGUCAGCGGAGGAGUUUCAGAAAGCAAAGAAGAUAAGACUCCCAAAAGGCGUUCAAGAAGUACAUCGGCAAAACGCAACCCGAACUUGACGUUUAAACCCAAAAUCCGCGGGGGAGUGCCCAACUUCGAGGCAUUGUGGGCUGAGGAGCGGCUUGCACUUGCAGAGAGGAAACUCAAGCGUCAACCAACACAGGUGGAACCAUUCAAAUUAACGGUCUCAGGCAAAGAAGAAGUUAUUAGGGGUCGGUCACUGCAUCGGAAAAAGCAGCAGCGCCCGGGAUCGGCGACCCGACCAGCCCGCCGGAAACGUUCGGUACCAAAGCCACCGGAGGGGAAGGAAGGCAGUUCUGGAGGCACUGGUGAGGCUGAGGAUAAGAGGGGGUUAUCAGUUCCUAAAGGGACACGAGCACAUGCGAUGCGUACCCAAGCUGUGUUUGAAAGAUACAUCACAGCAGCUGAAGCUAAGCAAUACCAAGACAAGAGGAGUGAGGAGACCGCUGCGUUAAAGGAGGCAUAUCAGCGGCAGAAACGGGUGAAUGCUCGACUGAAGGAGUAUUUGAAGAGCACCCAAGUUAACACUGAUGAUGUUAUCCGCAAAAAGGUAACGGAGUUGCGUCGGCUAGGCCGCGAGGCCGAGCGUGAAGCGGCAGAGCAGCUUAACGAAAUGCUGUCGCGUGUAGUUCAAAUACCACCCAUAUUUGUGGAGCCGGUUCACCUACAUAGUGCCGCCAAGGUGCGUGCGGAGACGGAAAAGGAGAUAUUACGGCUUCUCAAAGAGAGUGGUGUAGAUGGAGGCACAUUAUCUGCUAUCAUACAGGGCUGCGCCGAUGCAAGUGAUGAUGAUAACGCUGCGGGCGCUGAUAAUGCCGCCACUGCUGCGGCCGCAGCUGGUGAAGCCAGCAAAAAAUCGGAACCUGAUGGGGAAGCGCGUGAUAACGAUGAAAAGGAUGAACCUUCCAAGUCUGGAAGCGACGGGGAAGUAGACUCGGGCGAGAAGGGGAGCCGACGGCAAAGCACUGAGGGUUCUAGCAGCGAAUCAGAAUCACAUGAGGGGACGAAGGAAGGUAAAGACAGUGAAUCCAAAGAGACUUCUGAAGGAAAGAGUGACAGCGAUAGUAAGGGUAAAAGUGGCACUGAGAAAGAGGAUAGUGAUAGAGAACAUGAUGAUAAAGAUAGUGAGUACGGCACUGACUUCGAGUCUACUUCUUCGAAGUCGGCAGUGUCCGUAUGA
This is a messenger RNA of Trypanosoma brucei brucei TREU927, 2328 nucleotides long. RefSeq lists its product as hypothetical. Lineage: Eukaryota; Euglenozoa; Kinetoplastea; Trypanosomatida; Trypanosomatidae. Gene Ontology annotation, cellular component: cilium. Bases 1 to 2328 code for a protein of 775 amino acids. Gene Ontology annotation, biological process: cilium organization. The record is from RefSeq and is a predicted model, not a curated record. The transcript has a single exon.